Molecule: messenger RNA, 863 nt
Organism: Hylaeus anthracinus
Lineage: Eukaryota; Metazoa; Arthropoda; Insecta; Hymenoptera; Colletidae
Gene: RpL10Ab
Product: 60S ribosomal protein L10a
Exons: 5
Coding region: 144-797 (217 amino acids)
Biological process (GO): translation
Cellular component (GO): large ribosomal subunit
Molecular function (GO): structural constituent of ribosome; RNA binding
Source: RefSeq, a predicted model, not a curated record
UGCACGGUCCUGUUCUCGACCGCGCAUGCGCACACAUCGCGGCCAUGGUCACAGCACUGCUUGGUUAGGCGAUCCAUUUCUUUCCGGUUUCAGUCGAGUAGUAGGUCGGUUCUCUUCUCUCCGAGUUCCACCAGCAAUAAAAAAUGACGUCCAAAGUAUCGCGUGAUACAUUGUACGAAUGCGUGAAUUCAGUUAUUCAAAACUCACAAGAUAAAAAAAGGAAAUUCUUAGAAACUGUGGAACUCCAAAUCGGUUUGAAGAAUUAUGACCCACAAAAGGACAAACGUUUCUCAGGCACUGUCAAAUUAAAAAAUAUACCAAGACCAAAGAUGCAAGUUUGUGUUCUGGGUGAUCAGCAACAUUGCGAUGAAGCUAAGGCUAAUAAUAUUCCAUAUAUGGAUGCAGAGGCAUUGAAAAAAUUGAACAAGAACAAAAAACUUGUUAAAAAAUUAGCUAAAAAGUACGAUGCUUUCUUGGCUAGCGAGUCCUUAAUCAAACAAAUUCCGCGUAUUCUUGGUCCUGGUCUUAACAAGGCUGGUAAAUUCCCUGGUCUUCUGUCGCAUCAGGAAUCAAUGGUUGGAAAGAUCGAUGAAGUAAAAGCCACGAUCAAGUUUCAAAUGAAAAAGGUAUUGUGUCUAUCGGUAGCGGUAGGACACGUGGAAAUGACUCCAGACGAAUUGGUACAGAACGUACAUCUGUCGAUCAAUUUUUUGGUUUCAUUGUUAAAGAAACAUUGGCAGAAUGUGCGUUCGCUUCACAUCAAAUCUUCUAUGGGACCUCCUCAGAGACUAUACUAAAUGAAUUGGUAUAGACGCUUUUGGAUGUAUAUUGAACAAAUAAAAGAAGAAUUGAAAAUUAAUAAA